AAUUCAAUUCAAUUCCAUUGGAAAAAUUCAACAGUUAAGAAUUCCGGUAGUUUUUCAAAGUUCCGCUCGCCUUUCAACAAAUCCAAAUUCAAAAUGUGUACGCGUGAUCCAGCUUCCAACCAAUUGAUUGAUUACAAGACCAAUGAUGCCGAGGUGCAAAAGGAAUGCACAGCCUCGACGGGUGUGCCUGUGGGCGUUAAGGAUGCCAUACAAACGGUGGGACCACGGGGUCCGGCCUUGCUUCAGGAUUUCAUAUUUCUAGACGAAAUGGCUCAUUUCGAUUCGGAGCGUAUACCCGAACGUGUGGCCUAUGCCAAGGGUGCUGGGGCUUUUGGGUAUUUCGAGUGUACCCACGACAUUACGAAGUUCUGUGCGGCCACACUUUUCGAUCGCAUCAGGAAGCGUACGGCCGUUGCGAUGCGCUUCUCUGUGGCCUGUGGGGAGAAUGGAUCGGCGGAUACGGUCCGUGAACAGCGUGGCUUUGCAGUCAAGUUCUAUACUGAGGAUGGCAUCUGGGAUAUAGUGGGCGCCAACAUGCCCGUCUCAUAUGUGCGUGAUCCGUCGCUCUUUCCCAGUCUGGUGCAUGCACAGAAGCGAAAUCCUCAGACCCAUUUACGUGAUGCCGACAUGUUUUGGGACUUUAUGACGCUGCGGCCCGAAACUUUGCACGCCCUACUGAUGUAUUUCAGUGAUCGUGGCACCCCAGAUGGCUAUCGCCACAUGCAUGGCUAUGGAGCGCAUACCUAUCGCAUGGUGAAUGCAACUGGCGAGGCGUUUUACGUGAAGUUCCACUUCAAGACCGAUCAGGGCAUCAAGAACUUGGACACACGACGCUGCGAUGAGCUGGUUGCCCACGAUCCCGAUUAUGCCAUCCGCGAUCUAUACAACGCCAUCAAGAAAGGCAACUAUCCCAGCUGGAGCAUGUACAUACAGGUUAUGCUGGGCGAGGAGGCCAAGAAGUGUCGAUUCAAUCCGUUCGAUGUGACCAAAGUUUGGCCACAAAAGGACUAUCCGUUGCUUCCGGUGGGAAAACUCGUGCUCGAUCGCAAUCCCACCAACUACUUUACCGAGGUCGAGCAACUAGCCUUCAGUCCCGCCCACAUGAUACCCGGCAUUGAAGCGUCGCCGGACAAAAUGCUUCAGGGUCGUCUCUUUGCCUAUGGAGACGCCCAGCGCUAUCGUCUGGGCACCAAUUACAUGCAAAUACCCGUGAACUGCCCUUAUCGAGUGCAUGUGAAGAAUUUCCAGCGCGAUGGUCACAUGACGGUCAACGAUAAUCAAAACGGAGCCCCUAAUUAUUGGCCCAACUCCUUCUGUGGGCCGAAGGAGAGUUCGCGUGCACUGGCCUUGCAAACCUGCUGUCCCAUCACCGGCGAUGUCUAUCGCUAUGGCAGCGGCGAUACCGAGGAUAAUUUCAGUCAGGUCACCGAUUUCUGGACCUAUACACUGGACAAUUGUGGGCGCAAGCGCUUGAUACGCAAUAUGUCCGAGCAUUUGUGCGAAGCGAGCCAAUUCCUGCAGGAGCGGGCCGUAAAGCUGUUCACCAUGGUCCACGCCGACUUUGGACGCCUGAUGACCGAGGCCUUGAACACGGCCAGAAUAUCCAAAUUCUAAUUCAGUUUAAUUUCUUGUAGAGCACUGCAAUUGCAGCGGCAUUGUUUGUGUAGUUUUUGGGAGCUGGUUCUCAAAUAAAUACCAUACACGUGAUAGAAUAAUA
Scaptodrosophila lebanonensis is the source of this 1717-nucleotide messenger RNA. Its product is annotated as catalase. The coding region runs from base 94 to 1614 and encodes 506 amino acids. The transcript has a single exon. Gene Ontology annotation, molecular function: catalase activity; heme binding. Gene Ontology annotation, biological process: response to hydrogen peroxide; hydrogen peroxide catabolic process. The record is from RefSeq and is a predicted model, not a curated record. Gene Ontology annotation, cellular component: cytoplasm; peroxisome; mitochondrion. Lineage: Eukaryota; Metazoa; Arthropoda; Insecta; Diptera; Drosophilidae.